Aspergillus campestris IBT 28561 is the source of this 1617-nucleotide messenger RNA. RefSeq names its product putative general amidase. The record is from RefSeq and is a predicted model, not a curated record. The transcript has 3 exons. Lineage: Eukaryota; Fungi; Ascomycota; Eurotiomycetes; Eurotiales; Aspergillaceae. The coding region runs from base 1 to 1617 and encodes 538 amino acids.
AUGACGAUCACAACCUGGGAACAAAAGGCCCAGGCCAAACAAGCCGCCGCCGCAGCCAAGAUCCCCGCCGAAUGGCGUCUAUCCGAGAAACUGCUCCAGGAUCUGGAGCAACAAGGCCCCGCAGUCAGCGUGCUCGAUGUCCCCCGCAAAUGCGGUUUGCUGACCCAGCGCGAACUCGACAUCACCGAGACAGUCGAUGCGACGGUUCUGCUGGCACGGCUAGCGUCGCGCGAGCUGACUUCAUCCGAAGUCACCAUCGCCUUCUGCAAACGCGCCGCCAUUGCCCAGCAGCUCACAGGUUGUCUGACGGAAACGUUCUUCGACAUCGCCAUCCAGCGCGCCAAGGAGGUGGAUGAUCACCUCGCUACCACCGGGACCCUCAUCGGCCCGUUCCACGGCCUGCCCAUCAGUCUGAAGGAGAACUUGAACGUCAGCGGUGUGCCAACCUGUCUCGGCUAUAUUUCCUUCCUAGACCACCCGGCGAAGACCACUAACUCGGCCCUCGUCGAUAUACUCCUCGCCGCCGGCGCCGUCCUUUACGUGAAGACCAACAUCCCCCAGACGAUGAUGACCGCCGACUCCCACAACAAUGUCUUCGGCCGCGUUCUCAAUCCCCACCGUCGAAACCUGACAGCUGGUGGCAGCUCUGGCGGCGAGAGCGCCCUAAUCGCCCUCCGUGGCUCCCUUCUCGGCGUCGGCACCGAUAUUGGCGGCUCCAUCCGCAUCCCAGCCCUAUGCUGCGGUCUCGCUGGCUUUAAGCCCACUGUCGGCCGCAUCCCCACCGCCGGACAGGCGAUCGCAGGGCGUCCUGGAUUGACGGGGAUUCUCACCGUCGCGGGGCCCCUGUGCCACUCUAUGCGCGACGCCGAGCUCUUCAUCCAAACGGUCCUCAACGCCCACCCAGAAGAUGUCGACGACGCAGCCCUCGCCGUCCCCUGGCAAGAACCGCCCGCCCAGCCCGUCCUCACCAUCGGCCUCCUCCCCGAGGAUCCCAACUACCCGCUCCACCCCCCUAUGCGCCGCACCCUCGCCGUGGCCGCCUCCAAACUCCAAGCCGCAGGCCACAAGCUCGUCGACCUCACGAAGAAGAUCCCCCCGCUGAGCGAAUCUACCAGGAUCGCCUGGCGCCUGUUCCAGAUGGACCCGGACAAGACGCAAGUCAAGAACAUCCUUGACGGCGGAGAGCCACCCGUGCCGUCUCUCAAAUUCACGUAUAACCUGGUCGCAACGGACGCUGAGCCGACCCUGCGCGAGCUGUACGAUCUGAAUGCAGCACGCGCGAAGUUCAUAGCCGACAUGCGUCGUGCUUAUCUAGAGAACGGACUAGAUGUCAUUCUCGGUCCUGCAUUCCAGAGCUGCGCUCCGCCACAUGAUACCUUCGGUCUGCCGAUAUAUACGGUGUUGUCGAAUUUGCUGGAUUAUCCCGCGUGCAUAGUCCCAUUCGGCCAAGCCAACGAGGUCGACGACGCCGCUUUUGUACGAGACGUUAAAUACGUCCCAGAGUACCAUCCCAGCGAAGUCGAAGGCGCCCCCUGCCACGUGCAGUUGAUUGCGCGCAGAAUGAAGGAUGAGGCCUUGUUGCGGUAUGCGCAGACUGUGGAGAAAGUGUUGGCAUGA